ACUAAAUUAUUCUACUGAAGAAACGUCAAGUUACAGGUGACAUUUGUUUACGUACCGGGUACCACAGCAAUAAAAUAAAAACAAUAAUCUCAACAAAUAAAUCACUAUGCACUAACUCAUGUCAUACAUAUUCACAUAUACUGAUAUAUAAUAAUCAUGCCUGGACCAGAGGACAACACAUCAGAACUAGGUGAGAUAGAAAAUGUACGAGUUGUAGUACGUGUUAGACCAUUAAAUGGAAAGGAGUUGGACGGUCAUUGUAAAAAAAUAGUCAAAGUCGAUCGUCUCAACUCCGAAAUAACUGUCGAGAAUCCUAAUGCAGUUCAUGGUGAACCACCAAAAGUAUUUUCGUUCGACGCGACGUUCGAUGAUGACUCGACCCAAGUGGACAUCUACAAUGAAACGGCCCGUCCAAUUGUUGAUAAAGUGCUACAAGGUUACAAUGGCACGAUAUUUGCGUACGGUCAAACUGGUACGGGCAAAACAUACACAAUGUCCGGCGCUAAAACACCACCACAGUUACGUGGAAUAAUUCCUAACACCUUUGCCCAAAUAUUUGGCCACAUCGCCAAGGCCGAUGAUAAGCAGAAAUUUUUGGUACGCGCUACUUAUCUGGAAAUAUACAAUGAAGAGAUUCGCGAUCUGCUGGGCAAAGAUCAAAACACACGACUGGAAGUCAAGGAGAGGCCUGACAUCGGAGUUUUUGUUAAAGACUUGAGCGGAUAUGUUGUCAACAAUGCUGAUGACUUGGACAGAAUUAUGUCCCUGGGAAAUAAAAAUCGUGUGGUUGGAGCAACUGCGAUGAAUGUAUCGAGUUCCAGAUCGCAUGCGAUAUUUACGAUAACUGUCGAAUCUAGUCAACUUGGCGAAGACAAUGAGCAGCAUGUGAAAAUGGGAAAACUUCAUCUUGUUGAUCUAGCAGGUUCAGAAAGACAAAGUAAAACGAAAGCAACAGGAAUACGUCUCCGUGAAGCAACAAAAAUAAAUUUAUCAUUAUCAACACUUGGUAAUGUCAUAUCAGCAUUAGUUGAUGGUCAGAGUUCCCAUGUGCCUUACAGAAAUUCAAAAUUGACUAGACUUUUACAAGAUUCGUUGGGUGGUAAUUCAAAAACAUUAAUGUGUGCAAACAUAAGCCCAGCGGAUAUGAAUUACGACGAAACAAUAAGUACAUUACGGUAUGCAAAUCGAGCUAAAAAUAUAAAGAAUCGAGCGAGAAUAAAUGAAGAUCCUAAAGACGCAUUGUUGCGACAGUUUCAAGAUGAAAUUGAACAGCUGCGUAAACAAUUGGAAGAAAACGGAGAAGAAUUAUCGGAAUCAGAUGCCGAUACUGAUGAGUCAAAUCCAGCUGAGGAUGAUUUAAAUUCACGUAAAACAAAACGAAAAAGUCAGAUACUGACGAUGGAAGAGUUAGACGAUAAAGACAUUGAAGUAGCCCAGGAAAAAAUCGACAAAGCCGAACAUACAGACAAGAGUCCUGAUGAUACGGAUGUCAUUGAAUUGAAGAAGACUCAAAAUGAAAAGGAAGUGCUGCGUGAAAAAAUGCAAAAUUUACAGAAUAAAAUUCUUGUUGGUGGUGAAAAUUUGCUCGAGAAAGCCGAAGCUCAAGAACGUUUACUGGCCGCGUCGGCGAUUGAACUUGACCAGCGUAAAAAACGAGAAGAGCAACUGAAGAAAGCGAUCGAAGAAAAAGAAGCCGAGCGAAUUGAUAUAGAAGAAAAAUAUUCGUCAUUGCAAGAAGAAGCUGCGGGAAAGACUAAAAAAUUAGCUAAGGUCUACACGAUGUUGAUGUCCGCUCGUGCUGAGUUGCUGGAUUUGCAAGAGGAACAUCAACGAGAAAUGGAAGGUUUGCUGGAAGGCGUGCGCGGUAUUGGACGCGAGCUACAGCUGCAAGAGUUGAUUUUGAAUAGUUACAUACCCGUUCAAUAUCAAACUAUGAUUGAACGGUACGUUCACUGGAAUGAAGACAUCGGCGAGUGGCAACUCAAGUGCGUUGCUUACACCGGGAACAACAUGCGCAAAGCGCAAACUACACCCGCCAUCGGCACUGCUAAAGAUCAACCGCAACUAGACUUAUCAAAUAUUUAUCUGACUUACAAUGAGCCGGAAAAUAAUUUAAUGCCGACGAAAAAAUUGCGCGGACGCUCUGGUGUACCCAGACCCACUACAGCUCAUAAACGUACACCUCAUUAAAAUUUAUUUAUUUAUUA
This is a messenger RNA of Microplitis demolitor, 2207 nucleotides long. It is a transcript of the gene Klp64D, whose product is annotated as kinesin-like protein KIF3A. Lineage: Eukaryota; Metazoa; Arthropoda; Insecta; Hymenoptera; Braconidae. The transcript is spliced from 5 exons. The coding region runs from base 157 to 2190 and encodes 677 amino acids. Gene Ontology annotation, biological process: microtubule-based movement. The record is from RefSeq and is a predicted model, not a curated record. Gene Ontology annotation, molecular function: microtubule binding; microtubule motor activity; ATP binding.